Molecule: messenger RNA, 2232 nt
Organism: Heterocephalus glaber (naked mole-rat)
Lineage: Eukaryota; Metazoa; Chordata; Mammalia; Rodentia; Bathyergidae
Gene: Psat1
Product: phosphoserine aminotransferase 1
Biological process (GO): L-serine biosynthetic process
Cellular component (GO): cytoplasm
Molecular function (GO): O-phospho-L-serine:2-oxoglutarate transaminase activity; pyridoxal phosphate binding
Source: RefSeq, a predicted model, not a curated record
CCGUGGCAGACGCGCGCGCCGCCAGGAGACUCGGGCUGUGGGCUGUCCCAGCCCUGCUUUCCCACCUCGCUCGCCGCCCGCCGCCCGCAGCCCGGCGCCGCGCCGCGCAGCACCAUGGACGCCCUGAAGCAAGUGGUCAACUUCGGGCCCGGGCCCGCCAAGCUGCCGCGCUCGGUGUUACUGGAGUUGCAGAAAGAGUUACUAGACUACAAAGGAGUUGGCAUUAGUGUUCUUGAAAUGAGUCACAGAUCAUCAGAUUUUGGCAAGAUUGUUGGCAGCACGGAGACUCUGGUGCGAGAAUUGUUAGCUGUGCCAGACAACUACAAGGUGAUCUUUGUGCAAGGAGGUGGCUGUGGCCAGUUCAGUGCUGUCCCCUUGAACCUGAUUGGCCUGAAAGCUGGAAGGUGUGCUGACUAUGUGGUGACAGGAGCGUGGUCAGCUAAGGCUGCAGAAGAAGCUAAGAAGUUUGGGACUGUGAAUAUUGUCCACCCUAAACUUGGGAGUUAUACCAAAAUUCCAGACCCAGGCACCUGGACCCUCAACCCGGACGCCUCCUAUGUAUAUUUCUGUGCAAAUGAGACUGUACACGGUGUGGAGUUUGAUUUCAUCCCUGACGUCAAGGGAGCGGUCCUCGUCUGUGACAUGUCCUCCAACUUCCUAUCCAGGCCAGUGGAUGUUUCCAAGUUUGGUGUGAUUUUUGCCGGUGCCCAGAAGAAUGUUGGCUGUGCCGGGGUCACAGUGGUGAUUAUCCGCGAUGACCUGCUGGGGUUUGCCCUCAGGGAGUGCCCUUCAGUCCUGGAGUACAAAGCACAGGCUUUGAGCAGCUCAUUGUACAACACGCCCCCAUGUUUCAGCAUCUAUGUCAUGGGCGUGGUCUUGGAGUGGAUUAAGAACAAUGGCGGGGCAGCAAACAUGGAGAAGCUCAGCUCCAUCAAAUCUAAGAUGAUCUAUGACAUUAUUGAUAAUUCUCAAGGAUUCUAUGUAUGUCCAGUGGAGCCCCAGAAUAGAAGCAAGAUGAAUAUUCCAUUCCGCAUUGGCAGUGCCAAGGGAGAUGAUGCGCUAGAGAAAAGAUUCCUUGAUAAAGCACUUGAACUCAAUAUGAUCUCCUUGAAAGGGCAUAGGUCGGUGGGAGGCAUCCGGGUCUCUCUGUAUAACGCCGUCACAGUUGAAGAUGUUAAGAAGCUGGCUGCCUUCAUGGAAAAUUUUUUGGAAAUGCAUCAACUCUGAACACAUCCUAACUGGUUUGUACUCUGCGCUUGAGCAGUGAAGUUUAGAGUAACUGGGGAAAUGGCUGCAAAAACAUGAAGAACACAUUUUUUUCAAAUGAUCAUAGUUUUUACAGAUUCUUCUUUUUGCAAAAAACAGCAAAACAUCUAGAGUUCUGCAAAGCUGACAGGACCACCAGCUAAUGGCUACCUUAAUCUUGACCUGAACCGGAAGCAUUUUAAAAACUCUUUCCAUUGCUUUUCUAACGAAUUCCAGUCUAAUUUUGCCUUUGCUGCUGCUUUUUUUUUAGUACUGGGCAUCGAACUUGGGACCUUGCGUGUGUGAGUCAGGCAGCAGAACCACUGAGCUAAAUCCCCGGCCCAGCUGCUGCUGUUUUUUAUAAGGUAGAUGGCAGUAUUGGAAUUUGCCUUGGACUUAACUGUGCCAGUGGCAGUUAUUUCUGGAGUCACACAAACAUAGCAACGGUUUGGGGGCCGAGGUGUAGUUUUGAAUUGAGACAGUGGUGGGGUCUCUUGGCCUCCAGAGCUGUUGGUGAAGGUCGGUGUUGACAAUGUGGUGAGUGCUUUGAAGUUCAAGGCAAACGGCAGACAGUAGAUCUCUCCUUAUAUCGUUAUUCUUAUGAAGAGAAAAGUGACUUACUAUAUAAAUGUUUAUAUACUAGGUCUCUCUCUCUCUUUUUUUUUUUUGGUACUGAAGAUUGAACUCAGGUCCUUGCGCUUGCGCAGCAGGCAGUGAAACCACUGAGCUCAAUCCCCGGCCCCACAAGGUCUCUUUUUAAUACCAUACAGUUUAUAUCUCUAUGCUGUUAUAUUUCUAAUAAAGCAGUUCUUUAUGAUACACGCAGAGACUAUUCAAGUUUGUCAAAUCCCUGUCCAUGUGCUGCUUUAUGAAAAGGCUCUAGAAGUUCCACAAUUCACUUUUACUCUCUGUUGAACAUGUGGAAGAAAUGGUUGGUUCUUUGCUUUUCAUUUAUGCCAUUAAACUAAAAAUCUGUUGACUCCCUUA